Messenger RNA from Thlaspi arvense, 3391 nucleotides. Lineage: Eukaryota; Viridiplantae; Streptophyta; Magnoliopsida; Brassicales; Brassicaceae. The record is from the annotation of a GenBank genome assembly.
AUAAGUACUGCAGAAGAGAAAAUGGCAGUAAAUUACAUAAGAAAGUGCUGAUCAAGAACUGCCACAAUCACUAAUGGUGCGUCACAACUUUCUUCCGUUCGUAAGCUUCUUCGCUGCUGUUGUUCUUCUUGCUUGUGCACAAGACCAAUCAGGUUUUGUCAGUAUCGAUUGCGGUAUACCUGAGGAUUCAAGCUAUAACGAUGAGACAACAGACAUUAAGUACGUCUCAGAUGCUGCUUUUGUUGAGUCCGGGACAAUCCAUAACAUCGAUCCUGAGUUUCAGACGACUUCUCUUGAGAAGCAGUUCCAAAAAGUUAGGAGCUUCCCUGAAGGCAAGAGAAACUGCUACGAUGUGCAGCCUCCUCGGGGAAAAGGCUUCAAGUAUUUGAUCAGAACACGUUUCAUGUACGGUAACUACGAUAACCUCGGGAAAGCACCAGAGUUCGAUCUCUAUCUUGGGGUCAAUCUCUGGGAUUCUGUUACUAUAGACAAUGCAACGACUAUAGUAAGCAAAGAGAUCAUCUACACUCUUCGUUCAGACCAUGUUCAUGUGUGUCUUGUCAAUAAAGACAGAGGAACUCCUUUCCUGUCUGCGUUAGAACUCAGACUCUUGAGGAGUGAUACAUACGAGAGUCCUUAUGAUUCUCUCAUGCUGAAUCGUAGAUGGGAUCUCGGGGCACUCGGAGACCGUCCUGUCAGGUACAAAGAUGAUGUGUAUGAUCGUAUAUGGAAUCCUCGAAAGUUCCCAAAUCAUAGAGUUCUCAGUACAAACCUCACGAUAGAUCCGAAUAAUAACAAUGGAUUCCAGCCUGCUCGUGCCAUCAUGAACACUGCUUCGACACCUUUGAACGCAAGCGUAGACAUAAUCAUCUACUGGAUACCAGAUAACCCUUCGUGGAAGUACUACGUGUACAUGCAUUUCGCUGAGGUUCAAGAGAUUCCAAGAAACGAGACGAGAGAGUUUUCGGUGUUUUGGAAUGAUGAAACUAACCUGUAUGAAAACUUUAGCCCUCGCUUCUUGUACACAGACACACUUUACACUCAGAAUGCAGUCACUGGGUCGAGCCACGAGUUCCGUCUGCAACGAACUGCUAAUUCUACACUCCCACCAAUCAUCAACGCUGUUGAGACGUAUCGUGUCAACGAGUUUCUUCAGCCACCUACUGAUCAACAAGAUGUUGAUGCAAUCAUGAGAAUCAAGUCCAAGUAUGGUGUGAAGAAGAACUGGCUUGGAGACCCUUGUGCACCUGUAAACUAUCCUUGGAAGGAUAUUGACUGCAGCUAUGUCGAUAACGAGUCUCCGAGAAUCAUUUCCGUGAAUUUAUCCUUAGGUGGCUUGUCUGGCGAGAUUGAUCCAGCUUUCUUCAACCUUACGUUUAUACAGAAACUAAACUUGGAAGGAAACAAGCUAACGGGUGCUAUUCCGGUGAAACUAAUAGAGAGAUCAAGCAAUGGAUCGCUUUCGCUGAGACUUGGAGGGAAUUCAGACCUCUGCGUGUCUGCUUCAUGUCAAACUCUGGAUUUGAAGACAAAGAAGAGUGCAUAUGUUGUUCCUUUAGUAGCAUCCGUGGUGGGAGUGUUUGGUCUUGUAAUAGCAAUAGCUUUGUUCUUGCUUUACAAGAAGAGACAUCAAAGUGGGAAAAACUCUUAUGCCUUGAGCUGGGAGGAGAGGUUGCAAUUAUCAUUAGACGCAGCACAAGAAAGUGCUAAUCAAGAGCUUUUUUCACUAAUGGCACGGUACAACUUUCUUCCGUUGAUUUCAUUCGCUGUUCUUGUCUUUCUUGUUCAUGCGCAAGACCAAUCAGGAUUUGUCAGUAUAGAUUGUGGUAUACCUGAGGAUUCAAGCUAUAACGAUGAAACAACAGACAUAAAGUAUGUUUCAGAUGCUGCAUUUGUCGAGUCCGGGACAAUUCACAGCAUAGAUCCUGAGUUUCAGACAACAUCUCUUGAGAAGCAGUUUCAAAACGUUAGGAGCUUCCCUGAAGGCAAGAGAAACUGCUACGAUGUGCAGCCUCCUCGGGGAAAAGGCUUCAAGUAUUUGAUCAGAACACGUUUCAUGUACGGUAACUACGAUAAUCUAGGGGAAGCACCAGAGUUCGAUCUCUAUCUUGGGGUCAAUCCCUGGGAUUCUGUUACAAUAGAUAACGAAACUACUAUAGUUACCAAAGAGAUCAUCCACACUCUUCGUUCAGACCAUGUUCAUGUGUGUCUUGUUGAUAAAGACAGAGGAACUCCGUUCCUGUCUGCGUUAGAACUCAGGCUCUUAAAGAGUGAUACAUACGAGACUCCCUAUGAUUCAUUGAUGCUGUUUAAAAGAUGGGAUCUUGGUGGACUUGGUAAUCUUCCUGUCAGGUACAAAGACGAUGUUUUUGACCGGAUAUGGAUACCUCUGAGGUUUCCAAAAUAUACAAUCUUCAAUGCAUCGCUCACGAUAGAUUCGAAUAACGACAAUGGAUUCAAUCCCGCUCGCUUUGUUAUGAACACUGCAACUUCACCUGAGGAUUCAAGCCAAGACCUAAUCCUAUAUUGGGAGCCACAGGUUCCUACGUGGAAGUACUAUGUGUAUAUGCACUUUGCAGAAGUUGUGGAACUUCCAAGUAACGAGACAAGAGAGUUCACGAUUCUUCUAAACGAAAAGUCAAUCAACAUGACCGCGUUUAGCCCUCGCUACUUGUAUACAGACACACUUUACGUACAGAACCCCGUGAGCGGACCAAGACUCGAGUUUCUUCUUAGACGUACCGCUAAAUCCACGCUUCCACCCAUCAUUAACGCCAUUGAAACAUAUCGAGUCAAUGAGUUUCUUCAGUCCCCUACUGAUCAACAAGAUGUUCAAGCAAUUAUGAUAAUCAAGUCCAAGUAUGGAGUGAAGAAGAUUUGGCUUGGAGAUCCUUGUGCUCCAGUUAACUAUCCUUGGAAGGAUAUCAACUGCAGCUUUGUCGAUAACGAGUCUCCCAGAAUCGUUUCUGUGAAUUUAUCUUCCAGUGGCUUGACUGGCCAGAUUGAUCCAGCCUUCUCCAACCUUACCUCAUUAUACAGACUGGACUUAUCAAACAACAGUUUAACCGGAAAAGUACCUGAUUUCCUCGGAAAUCUACAUAACUUGACGGAGUUAAACUUGGAAGGAAACAAGUUAACGGGUGUUAUUCCGGCGAAACUUCUGGAGAGAUCAAACAAUGGGUUGCUUAUUCUGAGAUUUGGCGGGAAUCCGAACCUCUGCGUGCCUUCUUCAUGUCAAAUUCCGGAUUCGAAGACCAAGAAGAGUGUAUAUGUUAUUCCGUUAGUAGCAUCUGUCGCGGGAGUGCUUGGCCUUGUAAUCGCAAUAGCUAUGUUCUUGCAAUACAAGAAGAGACAUCGAAGUGGUAAAAACAUCGAAGUGAUACUAUCUUAA